AUGGCUCCGCUUCAUACGCGUCUGAGUUUGUCUUUUGACCUUGCAGGCAAAGGGGCUCUUGCUCGUCUUGGCAAGUAUUGGUAUCCUGUGCGGCUGAUUCAGUCCUAUGAGACUGCUAGUCUCCCUGCUACUGCACGCAACCGAGUACGCUGGCAGGUGAUUUGGUGGCGCGGUUGCAAAUUCCCAUCCAGUCUCGGACCACCUCCUAGUGAUGUCGAGCAAGGAGAUCUCGUGGACGAACUCUGGCAGGACCAAUCUAAGAGGCGUGAGAUUCGCCUCGGAGAAUGGGUCCACUCUUGGGAUACCCCUCGCGAAGAAGACUUGAUUCAAAAUUUUAUGUCAGCAGAACCAUCGAAAGAAUUGGACGACAUUCUACGACCUCAUAUUGCUUCGCUUCAGAAGCUCCUUGAUAGUCUUGACUUGAACCAGUGUGAUGCGGAGGCAUAUCCUGUGAUAGACUACAUCUUGCGGUCGAAGAAGAACCUAGAUGGUGUGGGUGCAUACAGCAUACCAUUUUGUGGCGACAUCUCAUCUCACGAGUAUGCAAAAAUCGCACGUUGGUUCGCUGAGAACAUUCCCGGUGCCUCCGGUCAAGUCGAAAAAUGGCUCGGUGGCAUGCCUUUAGUGCACGCUUUCACUCUCGUUGUUGCUCAUCGAAAGGCUGGUUAUUUCCAAAAACGCGUCGAAGCUCAGAACGAGGAAUGGAACAAUAACGAGCUUUUGAAGAUGGCUUGGGCUGCUCUCGAUUUCUGA
Molecule: messenger RNA, 753 nt
Organism: Suillus subalutaceus
Lineage: Eukaryota; Fungi; Basidiomycota; Agaricomycetes; Boletales; Suillaceae
Exons: 3
Coding region: 1-753 (250 amino acids)
Source: RefSeq, a predicted model, not a curated record